Molecule: messenger RNA, 1805 nt
Organism: Corylus avellana
Lineage: Eukaryota; Viridiplantae; Streptophyta; Magnoliopsida; Fagales; Betulaceae
Product: basic-leucine zipper (bZIP) transcription factor family protein
Biological process (GO): regulation of DNA-templated transcription
Molecular function (GO): DNA-binding transcription factor activity
Source: RefSeq, a predicted model, not a curated record
CCUCACAGUUCAUCGAGAGGAGAGAGAAACUAGAGAGAGAGAGGGGAAGAGCUUGUUACAAAGGGGGGAAACGAAGAACAAACCCUAGGAGAGAGAAAGCUUGCUCCGAUUUCAUUCUCACAAACCUUGUAGCCUUUUCGUUUCGAGAUCUCCAUUCUUCAUUUCAGAGGGAUUGGUUGUGCUUAGGCCAUGGCAAAUUCCAAGGGGUCAUCAAACGUGAGAAAUUGGAUGUACUCCGGUAAGCAUGCUCUGCUUCCUCCUAAAAGUCCAUUUCCUAGUGUUUCCCCACCGUAUGCCGAUUUUGUCCCAAAUCCUGCAAUUGGAUCCAAAGUUGUUCAGAAGCCUAGAGCGGGAAAUGCACACCACCAGCGAACUUCCUCUGAGAGCUUUCUCAUAGAGGAGCAACCUUCUUGGCUUGAUGAUCUCCUUAACGAACCGGAAACACCUGUACGCAGAGGAGGUCAUAGGCGCUCAUCGAGUGAUUCCUUUGCUUAUAUAGAUGUAGGAAAUGUUUCUAACUUAGAUUACACAGCUCAGGAUGAGUACAUAUGUAAAACUUUGAUUUCUGCGUCUUCUUGGGGAUCUCAAGACUUUGAUCAGCACAAAGAUGUGCAGCACACUUCAUUCUAUGCAGACACCAACCUGGCAAAGCAGAAGAAUAGGGCAUGGGAAUCAUCUUUAAAUGCUGUGACUAACCCAAGCAGCCGUCCUGUCAGGGAUAGUACUGUUCAUCAGAGUUCAGGAUCAUCAUGUUCACCACAAGAAACUGAUGUGGUUCCAUCUACAGUAAGAGAAAAGCAGGAUCAAGUUGAAACCAGUCCACAAGAGCCCAAAGCUUCUUCUGAAAGAAGGGAUGGCUCUCAUGCUAAGCCUUCUGCUUCUGAGACGGAUACGAAACGGGCUAAACAGCAAUUCGCUCAACGUUCACGGGUGCGGAAGCUUCAAUAUAUAGCUGAGUUAGAAAGGAAUGUACAAGUUUUACAGGUAGAAGGGUCUGAAGUUUCAGCUGAACUUGAAUUUCUCAACCAGCAGAAUCUUAUUCUCAGCAUGGAAAACAAAGCCCUUAAGCAACGUUUAGAAAAUUUAGCUCAGGAGCAGCUUAUCAAAUACUUGGAGCAAGAAGUAUUGGAGAGGGAGAUUGGGAGGCUACGAGCCGUGUAUCAGCAACAGCAACAGCAGCCAUCUUCUAGCCAUCGACGCACUAACAGCAGAGACCUAGAUUCCCAAUUGGCUAACCUCUCUUUGAAACACAAGGAUGCCAAUUCAGGCCGUGACCCAGUGACUGGUCCACUUCGCAUUUAGAUCUGUGAUCUGUCCAGAGCUGUGUUUUCUGUGCCUUCAUUUCAUCAAUAGGCACUGCCAUGUCUGUAACCAAAUUUGUUUUUCCCCAUGUACGCGAUAAAGCCGAGCACCUCCGGUCUUGGUGCCCUCUUGCCAGCUUUGUGCAUUUUGAUUUGUAGCCAUUUCAUUCCCAUUUCUGUUUAUUAAGUUGAUAUCUUCAUGUGCACCUGGUAGUCGUUGCUGGAAAAUUAUUCGAUUUCUAGCAGGUGACUUAUCGGAGGUGGUAACUCAAAACAGAUUCGAGGUAUCGGUCCGCCCCGUCCUGUAUGCUGCAGAGAAAUAAUCAAUCCAUUAAAGUUGUUGUAUGCUCCAUAUUUUUUUGCCCAUUUAACUGUUGCAGAAUUCACCCUAGUGCAAACAUCUUUAGGACUGGAUGUGCAUUACUUGUAACGCAGUAGGGUAAAGAUAAUGUUUACUUGUAAAAUGCUUCUAAUGAAAUCCAUGGUUGUUGUUUUUGGGUUUUA